Messenger RNA from Ilex paraguariensis (yerba mate), 2658 nucleotides. The record is from the annotation of a GenBank genome assembly. Lineage: Eukaryota; Viridiplantae; Streptophyta; Magnoliopsida; Aquifoliales; Aquifoliaceae.
AUGACCACACGCUUCCAGGCCGCUGCGCUGGUGGCUUCACCUUCAUACCCUAACGCCGUCGCAUGGUCUGACGAGAACUUGGUUGCUGUCGCCUCUGGCCAUCUCGUUACUAUCCUGAAUCCGGCUACACCUUUUGGAUCCCGAGGUCUGAUCACGAUCCCUUCCAGCUUGCCUUUUCCAAUUGGGGUGGUAGAAAGAAAAGAUUUGCUAUCUGGUUGUCUGUUAUCCACUUGUUUAUCACGGGAUCGCCGUCCUUGUGCGCGGUCAAUUUCAUGGUCUCCUAUUGGGUUCGCCCCAAACGCAGGAUGCUUGCUUGCUGUUUGCACCACUGAAGGACGUGUGAAGCUUUACCGUAUGCCUUUCUGUGAGUAUUCUGCAGAGUGGGUAGAGGUCUUGGAUAUAUCUGAGAUUUUUUGUAGUUAUCUGACAAGUGUCAACUUUGGGGAGUUAGACGUCACUUCUGCAGAAUUUUCUGAUGAGCAACCAACCCAACUCUGCACAGGGGAAGAAUGUGCUAAUGAUCUGCCAAUCUCUGUCUCAACAAAGGGACGCAAGCGAGGAAGACAGAAUGCAUUAUCCGUAAUGUACACUGUAGUUGAGAUCAAACCUGGCAAUAGCAGAGAUAAUAAUGCACGACCAAUUGUUUCCCUGCCCAAGUCUAAAGCAAAAUCUCUAAAGAAAGUACCCGAAAAAUGCAGUUUCUCAUUCAUAACUCCAGAUAAAUAUGCUUCUCGCAGUGCAAUGCUAUCGUCACUUGUUGUUUCUUGGUCACCUAUUCUGCGGUCAACAUCUGAGUUUGGACUCGAAGCUCCAAAUAACUCAUCCAAUGGCUAUUGUAUACUUGCAGCCGGAGGGAAGUCCGGUAAAAUUUCAUUCUGGAGAAUCCAUGAACUGCAGUGCUACUCGAUUAUGCCGAGCAGGGACCCAACUGCUGCAUUGCUCAUUGGACUUCUCCAGGCACAUUGUACUUGGAUCACGUCAAUAAGUUGGGCUUUGUAUGUUUCUGACACUGCAAGGCCUCAGCUAUUGUUGGCUACUGGGUGUUCUGAUGGGAGUGUGAAGAUCUGGCUAAGGUAUAGUGAGGAACUGCUGAAAUUAACAGAAGUUGAUCAUGCUCCUUUUGUCCUUGUGAAGGAGGUUAUAUCUGUUGAUUCUAUACCAGUUUCCACACUUUCACUAAAUGUGCCUGUACGAUCGCGGCCGGAAAUGCUCUUAGCUAUUGGCAAAGGAUCCGGAUCUUUUGACCUAUGGAUUUGUGACAUAACUACCAGCAAAUUCGAUAAAGCUGGCUCUUAUGAUGCGCACGACCACAUUGUUACUGGUUUAUCUUGGGCUUUUGGUGGAUGUUGUUUGUACAGCUGCAGCCAGGACAACUCUGUGCGGUGCUGGAUUUUACAUGGAUAUAACCUUGGUGAAGUACCCAUUCCUUCAAAUACUCCUGGUGUGAAGAGCUCUACUGAUGUUCCAAAUGUAUUCGAUUCAUGCUUUGGUCUAGCAGUAUCCCCUGGAAAUCUGGUGGUUGCUGUGGCUCGUAGUUUUGAUGCUGAUCUCUUAAACCCAAUGUACCAGGCAAGGACUCAGAAGGCUGCAAUUGAAUUCUUUUGGAUUGGAGGGCAGCAACUGGACAAUUUGUCUAACAGAUGUCUGGAUUUUGAUGCUGAAUCUUUACCUGGUUUUCCUGCAAUGGAGUUGGUUUAUUGGGAGCAUAAUAUUUUGUGUUCUUUAAAUCAAUAUGAACAUCCGGAUAAACCUCUGGUUAUUUGGGAUAUUAUCUCAGCGCUGUUGGCCUUCAAGCAGCAUGCACCCAAGUAUGUCGAGCGUAUACUACUUAAAUGGCUGGUAUCAUAUGCGGGAUCCCAGUUUGGCCUUUCUUCUACAAUCUUGUCACAUGCCUCUACAUCUCUCUCAAUUAUCACUUCCCGCCAGUUACAGCUACUCAACAUUAUCAUUAGGCGUGUAAUACUUCCAGAGCUGAAAGCAGAUAAAAUUUGCAGCACACAGGAGGAAGAAUUAAAUGGUUUUGGGGUGGAACAACUGGAUUUGUGGGUGGCGCUGCUUCUCAGCAGUGAAAAAGAACUCCGAGAAAGGCUUGUGGGUUUGAGUUUUUCAGCCGUUUUGAAUCUUAUGUCCACUUCGUUUAAAAAUUUUUGUAAACCUGGACGCUGGAGUCCUGUUGGAAUUGCACAGAUGGAGCAGUGGGCUGCACUUACUCGUGAUCAAGUAAAAGAUCACAUUAAACAACUUGCAUCAGAAGUUGGAAAACUUGCAAAGAGCCAGCUUCACUCCAUGUGUGAAUAUGUACCAGAAGAACAAUGUAGCUAUUGUUCAGCGUUUGUUCCAUUUGAAUCAACAGAAAAUGCAGUCUGUCGAGGUAAGAUGUGCAAUGAUGGAGUUAGGCAAAGCCACAAACUAGCACGAUGUGCCGUUUCAAUGCAGGUCUGCCCUACUACUCCUUCAUGGUUUUGCAUCUGCUGUCAGAGAUGUGCUUCAAAUUUAGCACCCCAGGCUCUUUUUACAAUGGCGAAGUAUCCUUCAGAGUUCAAGUCGCUUAUCGAAUCUCCUACCCUGGAUGUAUGCUUAAAACCAUUAUGCCCCUUCUGUGGUAUACUGCUUCAAAGAUUACAGCCAGAAUUUCUCCUCUCUCCUUCUGCAGUGUAA